Molecule: messenger RNA, 492 nt
Organism: Puccinia triticina
Lineage: Eukaryota; Fungi; Basidiomycota; Pucciniomycetes; Pucciniales; Pucciniaceae
Exons: 4
Coding region: 1-492 (163 amino acids)
Cellular component (GO): membrane
Source: RefSeq, a predicted model, not a curated record
AUGUUCUUACCCGGUAACGAUUACUUUACAGCUCGGGAUUCUGUCCCGAUCCAAACCGAGGCUGAUCACGAAUCUCAAAGAGGUGGGCCAGACAGCUUUCAUCCAUGCCUUCUAGUACCAGCCGGGACUAACGGAGCGGUGAGCAUUCUGGGCCUAGUGUUUUCAGCCCUGGGGGGUCUCUUGGUGGGGGGAGUCAGUUCGUUCGUCGGCGAACAACACCAGUCGAGACGAUCGAUGAUCGUGAGCUGCGGCAUCUUUGGCUUGUUUUGCUCGAUGGUCGACUCGGUCUUGGGCGCCACCUUGCAACAGACCGUCUAUUCCAAGAACGAGAGGAGAGUGGUUGCAAAGUCCAAAGUUGAACUAGGCGGUAGUCGGGAAAUCGUGGUGAUCUGUGGAAUCGAUUUACUUACCAACAAUCAAGUCAACUUGAUAUCUUCAACCGCUACUGGGCUUUUAGCUGGUUUACUAUCUUACUAUUCUAUUAUCCCUUGA